AGAAGACACUUGCCCAAGGUGCCACGCAGUGGGACUGAACCCGGAACCAUGUGGCUGGUUUGCUGUUAAAGUAUCGAAGCGAAUAUGUUAAAUUCGUGGUCGCUGGUAUUUAUGGUGUUAUUAACAGCAUCGAACUGUGAAGAUCUCACGUAUACGGUAAUGGAAGGUGAAAAACCAGGAACUUACCUUGGAAAUAUAGCUUUUGAUACGAGUCUCAUGAAAAAUGUUGGGACAGAGGAAAGGAAUCUGAGAUUUAUUCUACUAAAACCAGCACAUUCCACUGAACAUCAACAACUGUUUAAGAUUAAUGAAAAAACUGGUAAAUUCUACACGGCACAAGUGAUUGAUGCGGAAGCAGUUUGUACCCAAGGGUCAGAAUGUUUCCAGAUAGUUGAUGUCAUUGUUCAAGACGGGGAAGCUCUCUUGAAAAUAUUGAAAAUUAAAAUUGUCAUCGAAGAUAUCAACGAUAACAAACCGAUAUUUCCUCGUAGAAAUAUAAAUUUAUAUUUUUCUGAAGGUGGUAGCGGAAUGAGAAAAUCAAUUCCAAACGCUGUCGACCAAGAUGUUAGCGAAAAAAAUUCUAAGAUAAGUUAUCAUCUUCAAUCAAAGAACAAUGAAACGUUUUCAUUGAUUGUCACAGAGCGAAUUGAUGGAACAUCAAAAUUAAGCAUCAACGUCAACAAAAAACUUGACCGAGAAGUACGAAGCAGUUAUGUUUUAGAAAUCAUUGCACAAGAUGGCGGCCAACCGCCUUUACAGACGCAUUUGAAUGUUAAUAUUUCAGUGACUGAUGUAAAUGAUAAUGCACCAGUAUUCAUGCAAGAUGUAUAUAAUGUGACAAUCAAAAAUGAGUUAAGUGAACAGACACCCAUAAUCACGGUGUCUGCAACUGAUGCAGAUAAAGAUGAAAAUGGCAAAGUGUCUUAUCGAUUUAGUUCAAGAACAUCAGAAAUAACGCUUUCUCAUUUUCAAUUGAAUGGAACAACUGGAGAAAUAUUCUUCCGUCGGAUAUUUUCUUCAAGUGAAAAAUAUAUGCAUUUGUUUAUCGAAGCUUACGAUGGAGCCAACCCGCCUUUAAGUGUAAUAGGAAUGGUACAAGUUAACAUACAAUACACAACGAACAAUCCACCGGAAAUACGGAUUAAUUUUGUAUCUUCUGUAGCACCAAACACUGCGAUAGUCAGCGAGGAUAUAAAUGAAGGCAGUUUUAUUGCUUACGUUCAAGUUUUUGAUCACGAUGUAGGAAAUAACGGACAAGUCAGUUGUAACUUAAGACACGAUCAUUUCCAACUACAGAGCCUCGGAUCAACAGGAUAUAAAGUUAUCGUAAAGAAAAGAAUUGAUAGAGAAAAAAAAGAUAACUUUAACGUCACUGUCACAUGUCAAGAUAAAGGAAUCCCAGCCCUGUUCACAGAUUAUUCCUUCUUAAUUGAAGUAUCAGAUGUCAACGAUAAUGCGCCAUUAUUUGAAAAGUCCUCAUACACCGCUUCCUUCUUUGAAAAUAAUGUUAUAGGUUUAUCAAUUGUGAAGGUGUCGGCAUAUGAUAAGGACAAACGGCAAAAUGCUCAAAUUACUUACUUCCUUCAAUCUGAUUUACCAUUUAGCAUUGGUAAACUGUCGGGUAUUAUAAGAGCAAAAACUUCUUUCGAUCGAGAAGCGAGUUCUUUUCUUACUUUCCCUGUAUUUGCUAAAGAUCAGGGAAAUCCAUCGUUAACUGGCAGUGCUACACUUAAGAUAUCUAUCCUUGAUGUUAAUGAUAAGUCGCCUAAAUUCACACAACCAACAUUCGAAUUUUCAACUUACGAAAACCAACAACCAAAUUUUCCUGUUGGGUUUAUAAAUGCCACCGAUGCCGAUCAAGGCAUAAAUAGUCAGCUUACUUAUUCAUUGAUCAGGAACAAAGGCAGUUUUAUUCCUUUUCAGAUUUCUAACGAUGGAUUUCUGUCGGUUGUUCAAGUUCUAGAUCGCGAACUCCAGCCAGAAUAUCGCUUCAACGUUUUAGUCAACGACAAAGGUACACCAAGCUUAAACAAUACCGUUAAUGUCCGCGUAAAAGUCAUUGACGAAAACGAUAACUCACCAGAGUUCGUAUUCCCGAGCGGGAAUAAUUUUAGCAUGACCGUCUAUUAUCAACGAUAUACCAAUAAAGAAAUCAGCAUUGUACAGGCGCAUGACAAUGAUGUUGGCAAAAAUGCCGUUCUUCGAUACAACAUCAUUGGAGGAAAUGAGAAAAAGUUAUUCGACAUCGAUACAAUCAAAGGAUCCAUAUAUUUUGCCCGUGCAGCAACCGCACAAGACUCUGGCUUGUACAAAUUACAACUCAUAGUAUUCGAUUCUGGUGAGCCUGUGAACUCAGCCGAGUCUAAUCUUUCCCUGAGCGUUAUUGUAAACAACGAUACUGCAGCAAUCAACAAAGGUUUUGAACCUCACACGGGCAUCACGCUUCAGCACAAUCUCCUAAUUGUUAUAGUGCUUACGGUUAUCACGGUAUCAGUGGCUAUUAUCGUCAUAACCACUAUUUGUGUCAUUCGACGAAAUGACGUUCGGAAUGCGACAACGAUUCCACAAGUUUCCAAUAACAGCGACCAUUCGCAGACUUUAUCAAAGCAGUUUACUUUCAAUUCGGAUCCGUCUUUGAGAGUGCCAAAGGGCAAUGGUCGACGAAAUCGAUGUGGAUAUAACUAUUCUACAGUGCCAGAGGAUGUUGGUCUUGGAUGUAACACUUCAGCGAUUUCAGAAAAUUCUAAUCACUCAACGGGAGUCAAUAAAGCACAGGUUACUUUCCAGAAUGUAGUCGCUGCAACAAAUAGAUCGGUACAUGACUGUAUGAGUGAUAUAUCAACUGGUUCAUCAAACAAUGACAGUGGCCGAGGAUGGAGCGAUGCGGAUGCUGGAACUGUGCAAGAACUGCAGAGUAUGGCUGAAAACGUCUCCCCAUCAUCACAGUGUGCAAUACCAUUAUUAAACUGUCAUCAAAAAAGUAAUACAGUUCCUGUUUCAUUCACAUCUCGAGAAAACGGUUUCAAACCGAACCAAAGGAGUUCCUUCAAACCGAAUUCUUCAUCGCAAAAUUCCCCCAUGAAUAAUUUAAGAUCUAACCAUCACUCUCUGCCAAUGAAUACCAACAUACAUCAACAGCAAGGAAGCAUUUACCAAAAAAGUCCUUACUCUACCUCACAGCAAGUUCAGCCUUCUCAUACGCCAUACUCACUUGUUGCCAUUCCUAUCAGAACAAUUCCAAAUAAACUGCAUUACUCGUUAGUACAGCCACAAUUAAUGCCAAAACAACAAGUGGUAAGUUGUGGCGCUAAUUUAUCUCAAGCUGAGACUUCAUUUUGUGAAAACCAAAGUUCUUCGUCAACUGACAGCUGUCAUUUGUUAGAUGAUCUUAAAAAACAUACAUAUAGCGAUCGCAGCAAUUUUGUAUUAAAGGACGUCAUUGUAUGAGUGAAGAUGCUGUUGUUGAUUCCUGUUAUAUUGUAAUUUGGUGAUAAUUUUACAAUAUAUAUGUCGAACUGUGCCAUAAAUGUACAGAGUUUACUCAACGAAGGCUGUUAUUUUCUGUGUGAACCAAACAAGUGGCUAAGGCAGUUUCCUGUCACCAACAAACAAUGGAUUUAUUAUUCAGAAAAUUUGCUCACUUCAAUAACUGGACCAUUUUCAGAAGAAAAAAAAUAAUAAUAAAAUUAUACUGAGGUACAUGGAUUGAGAUGUACAUGGAUCAUGCUGCUGUUUGGAUACAGGUAAUUUGGUAUGGUAGUUUCCUGUCACUUCAAUAACUGGACCAUUUUCAGAAGAAAAAAAAAAAUUAGUAAUAAAAUUAUACUGAGCUACAUGAACUGAGAUUAUUUCGUGCUGCUGUUUAGAUACAGAUAAUUUGGCAUGGCUGAUUGGAUGUUCAGCCUGUUUUGAUGGUGGAAGCAAUCACGGACAUGUAUGCACAUCUACAGAAAUAUACACAUACAGAAAGAGAGAGAGAGAGAUUACAAUUUAUUAAACGGACAUGAUUAAUAUAAAGUCUUUCCAUCUCCUCAUACAUAUUAAAUAGAAAUAUGCUCACACACAUAAACAGAGAGAGAGAGAGACUCAUUCAAUUUAUUAUUUGAACACAAUUGACACAAACAUUUUCCCUCUCCUCAUACGCAUAAAAA
Messenger RNA from Octopus sinensis (East Asian common octopus), 4151 nucleotides. RefSeq names its product protocadherin-11 X-linked. The transcript is spliced from 6 exons. NCBI's taxonomy places the organism in Eukaryota, Metazoa, Mollusca, Cephalopoda, Octopoda, Octopodidae. Gene Ontology annotation, cellular component: plasma membrane. Gene Ontology annotation, molecular function: calcium ion binding. The coding region runs from base 85 to 3447 and encodes 1120 amino acids. The record is from RefSeq and is a predicted model, not a curated record. Gene Ontology annotation, biological process: homophilic cell-cell adhesion.